UGUUGCUCUUUGUUCAUUCAAAUCAUUUAAUUAUAUAAAAAAAAAAAAAAAAAUCAAAUAUAAAAUAACAAUAUCAAUUUAAGUAUAUAAUUAUAAUUUUUUAUUUAAAAUUUCUAGAUAGUAAUUUUCGAUUUUCAAUAGAAAAAAUGUUUCGAUAAUUUAUACCACGUGGUAAAAUAAAAAUAAUGAAAGAAUGUGUACCCAUGUGUUUAGAAAACGAGUGAUGAAUGGACAUGAAUAUAUUUUUGACCUGAACUUGGGAGAAGGAUACACAUUUAGACUGAAAAAAUAAGAAAAAAAAACAGAAAAAAAAAAAAAAAAAAAUACAUAAGCUCCACAAGUGUUGCCUGACUGGAUUUAUUCUACAAACAGCGACUGAUACAACUGGAAUUUAUUUUUCUCAAAUUGUUUUAAUACUGCUUAAUUAUAAUUAUGAAUUUUUUAUUUUUAAUUGGCAUUAUUUGGUGUUGUUGUGUUGACGUAAUGAGUUUAUCACAUAAACGUAAUUUACAAAAUAUCAUGCCAAGAAAUGUGCAACACAUCAAUGAUGAACUUGGACAUUGUGCAUCUGUUGAUUUUAUCAUGGGACAACUUGGAAUUGUCAAUGUAUUGGCAUUCCUUGAUGGCUCAUGGCCAUUCAGCUACAAACAAGCUACAAUGUUGAAACAACUUAAAGAUCGUUUAGAAAAAUCUGGUUUUCCUGAUGCACUUUUUUUUGUUAUAACACCCAUGUCAAUUGACAAUAAUAAAGAUGAUAAUAAUAUUGAAGCUGAAGCAUGGGAGAAUGUCUCACCUGAUGAAGCAAUGGAAAUAUCAUCAGGUUUAUUAAAUUAUAAACCAAUUGAAGAAAUAAUACCAUCUGAUAUGAUAUUAAUUAAAGACAAUGAUGAAUUAAAUAUAUGGAAAAAAUUAAAAGGUACUCGUGAUCAAAUAAUGGUGAUUGAUCGUUGUGGCAGAUUAGCAUAUCAAGUUAUUGUACCAUGGAGUAUUUUGCAUUUACCUUAUGUUAAAGCAGCAAUAGUAUCAACGCACAAUGACAAUCCAUGUGGUGUUUGUGAUUCAUAUGGAAAAAUAAUUGAAUAUGAUCCAGAAUUACCAAUUGAUAAUGAUGAAUCACUUGUUAAUAGUAAUCUCAUUGAAGUGACAUCACAAUUACCAGUUGUUGUUGAUGAAGAUAUUACAGUAACAAAUAUUCCAGAUGAAAAAAUUAUAAAUAAUAAUAAUGAUAAAUUUGUAUUACCAGAGUUGAAAAUAAUUAUGCAUGCACCACAUUAUCAUAGUGGUCAUAGUGGUCAUAGUGGUGAUGGUGAUAAUUCAAAAAAUGAUUAUCUAGUUCUUAAAACAGGUGAUAUUGAUUAUCAUGGCCAUCUUGAUGAUAAUGAAAAUUUAAUAACAAAAAGUAAUAUUAUCAAUGAAAAUAUUAUUUUUGAUAAAGAUGAAGGUCCUGGUUUGUAUGGUGAAGUUGUAGACUUUUGGCGUGAUGAAAUUGAUGCUGAUGUUGAUCAAUCAGUUACUGAAAAUAUUGAAAUUAAUAAUUCAAUUGACAGUGUUACAAAUAUACCUGAAUACACUGUUGAAGAUGAAGAAUCACAAAGUAAAAUGAUUGCACAUUAUAGUCGUCUUUUACCAUGGAUUAAUUAUAUCUUGAAAAAUUAAAUUAUUAAAAUUGAUUGUAGUAUUUUUUAGAUUGAAGCAGUAUUUAUUGUAAACUAAAAAUAAUUUAUUUAUAUUUUUGCAAAUAAUAAAAAUAUAAAAUAUAAAGU
Messenger RNA from Aphidius gifuensis, 1763 nucleotides. RefSeq lists its product as uncharacterized. Gene Ontology annotation, molecular function: selenium binding. NCBI's taxonomy places the organism in Eukaryota, Metazoa, Arthropoda, Insecta, Hymenoptera, Braconidae. Bases 433 to 1656 code for a protein of 407 amino acids. The record is from RefSeq and is a predicted model, not a curated record. Gene Ontology annotation, cellular component: extracellular region. Gene Ontology annotation, biological process: selenium compound metabolic process. The transcript is spliced from 2 exons.